ACUACUGCCACCACCUUGCCCGGUAUCUAUGAAGACAAAGAAGAAGAGGAACACGUUCUAUUGGUGCUCGAUCUGCCGUUAGCACAUAUCCGCAGCAAGGCACAAGGAUUCAAUACGCUACCUUUGAGAAUGGCACGUUUUAUGCCCUUUCUGCUUCUACUUAUUCUUGUUGGAACACAGAGUGGUGAGAAUGCUACUGCGCAUGGAAGCGUCGCCGGUUCAGCAAACUCAUCCCAGCAAAUCCCUCCAUCCAUUACAUCGGGGACUCCGCCUACCACAGAAAAGGUCCAAAAUGGCACCCCAGCAACCAGCGACCAUGUGUUGGCGUCGUCCAGCACAAACAAUACCUUGGACCCUAUGGGUUUUGGCCAUGACGAGAAGACGAACAGGAGUGCCACGUUGAACCCACCUGACUACAUGCGGGCGAGGCGGGCGAAUGCCCAACGACGAUCUCCAUUUUUUCCCCUCAUUGCUUCCAUCGUGCUGGUUGUGGUCUCCGGUACCACCCUGCUCGUGUUUGUUAUCAUCUGGACCGCUUCUUUCUUGAGUGCUUUCAAGGGCCCAGUCAAGGCCACCAGUGCCCGACUACUGAUGCGACUCACACGAGGAAUGAAGAGGAGCGGGGACGACACGGCUGACCUCCUGCAGAGUAUGAAUCGUUCAGCGACGGAUACCAUGGUGCGAGCCGGUUGUAGCGGCGAGGAUCACAAGCGGAUAGUGCCUUAUUCACGAAACAGUUUGGUUCCCUUUGGGAGCACAAAUCUACAUACCAGAAUAGUUUAGAAAAGUGUGAGACAAUAUAUGUCGCACUGAAGAAAAGUAUACAAAUUAUAUUGGACGCAGAAAUGGCUCGUAUUACAUCAUUAAUUUGUUACCUAUGC
Ornithodoros turicata is the source of this 881-nucleotide messenger RNA. RefSeq lists its product as uncharacterized. The coding region runs from base 130 to 783 and encodes 217 amino acids. The record is from RefSeq and is a predicted model, not a curated record. The transcript is spliced from 3 exons. NCBI's taxonomy places the organism in Eukaryota, Metazoa, Arthropoda, Arachnida, Ixodida, Argasidae.